GAUUCCCGCGCUUUGUAAAGGCCGUCAAAGCCUUCAAAAAAAUAUUAAGAAUUUGUUUCUCACUAAAAGAAAAAUAUGAAUUGGUACUGUAUAUUUUUACUGAUUUAUUUGUCAACGCAGAUGGUGGCGGGACAACAUUGCUAUAAGCCAAGGAGGUUGCGCCACCGCAAUGCGCGUCAUAUGCUUCAAAACUUUUAUGCAGAACUCCAACCCGGUGAAGGAGGCGGCAGUUCCGAUUCUGGUAGUGAAGACUGCAAGAAGCCUGGAGUUUCCUCAGGCAAUCCCAAACAGAAAGCCACCAACAUUGCGCAGAAAGCAGCCAAGGAGGCUAAAGCCGCCUCGGACGCCCAACAGGCGGCUGGUGAAGCAGCCUCACAACAAGUGAAGGCACAGCUGGCCGAAAAGGCAGUUGCCGCCGCAAAGGCAGCUGAGGCAGCGCUUGCUGGCAAGCAACAAAUCGUACAACAAUUGCAGCAGGAAGUGCGCGAAGCUGAGGCUGUGGUGCAGGAGCAAAGUAGCUCAUUGCAGAAUGCCCAACAGAAUGUGAAUGCCGCUAUGCAAGCCGCACAAAAUGCUGCUCAACAAUUGAAGACCCUAACAAAGGCGGUGAGUAUGGCUCAAAUUAAUGUGGGCAAUGCGGAACAGGCCGCACAAGGUGCACAACAGGAUAUGUCCGAGAAAACCCAACUCAUGGAGGCUGCAAAGAGUCGUGUGGAACAAUUGUUGCGUCAAUUGACUGCGGCACGCGAUGAUUACGCGAAAACGAAAGAUGCCGCUAUGAAAGCAGCAGCCGCAGCACACGAAGCCAAACAAAAUGCAAACCCUUCGAAUCGUUGUGCACGCCAGUCAUCAAAAGGACGCUUGAUGGCAAAACGCCAUCAGAGAUUAGUACAGCGACAGCGUCUCUAGGGAUCAGCAAUCCUGAUUUAUUGAUUGAUUGAUUUAUAUUUUACGAGAUUUACAUUUUAGUUUAAUCAAGUUUUAUAUUUUUUUUAAUAUUAAAUACAUAUAUGUCUGUGCAUAUGUAUGUACUCGUAUGUACACAUAUUGA
This is a messenger RNA of Anastrepha obliqua, 1051 nucleotides long. RefSeq names its product mediator of RNA polymerase II transcription subunit 15-like. The record is from RefSeq and is a predicted model, not a curated record. Lineage: Eukaryota; Metazoa; Arthropoda; Insecta; Diptera; Tephritidae. The transcript is spliced from 2 exons. Bases 76 to 909 code for a protein of 277 amino acids.